ACUGACUUCAAACAGACCCAGUCUUUCAUCUGGCUGCACACAGGCAGCGGGGUGUGGGGGUCAGACAGGAAAGGGCUGGAGAUCCGUGUUCCUCAGGAGAAGCUGUUCUGGAACUGGCGAACAGGAAGUGCACGUCUGACACACGCGCCAGGGGCAGGUUGGAAUAGAGAGGAAGACUUUGGUCACCAGGCAGUUGCCUUAAGAAGGAUCUUUUAUGGAUAGAGUGAGACUUUGAUAAAUCAUUGCGUGAUGGGGAAUGAGAGCAGCUCUCCAGCAGAUCUGCCACAAGGGGGUGCAUCGGGCAAUGCGGUGUCAUUCCCCUCUAAGACAAAUGCAGAACAGAAGGUACCAUUGGUUACAGGCCGUCCUGAAGGUUCCAGAGGGACAGAGGAAAAUAAGGACGGUGAGGCAGGAAACGAGCCGGUCCAGGUGCCCCCGGGACCGGGGCACGGGCCCUCGGCAGCUGCUCCACAGCCCACAGAGGAAGAGGGGGGGGCGAGUGGGCAGGAGGACGAGGACAGGGACGAGUUACUGUUCCCCCACGACCUGCUGCCUAGCACCGACCUAAGCAGCGAGUUCUUCAGCUGGGAGUCGUCCCUCAGGACGCAGGUAAACUCAGAUGAGAUGAAGAGUGAGCAGGUGACAGAGGGGAGCCCCCUGCUGGCCGGGCUGCAGCAGUACAUGGAUAUAAGUCACCAGGUUGCAGGCUUAAUGAAAAGCCCAGACUUCAGUGCCUCCGACCUGGCCCCACCCCCGUCCACCCUCCCCCGAGACCCUGAGCCAGACACCCGGUCACCUCAUCUCCCUGAUGAGGUCCACCUCCUUGAUCCCGGUCCAGCACAGGUUCCCAUGGCAGUGAGGGUCAUAAACACACAGCCGAACAGCCAGGGGGCAGUAGAGAUAUUCAGCUUCAGAGACUACAUCAUGGGUGCCAUGAGCGAGAGGGAUGAGGAAGAAGAAGAGGCAGACAUUGGUGCAGCCGCCCCAUUGGAUAGCAGCCUGUCCAGCGGAAAGACCGAGCUAAACUUUCUCAAAGAGCCAGAGCAAACAAACAGUGACACUGAACUCGAGAUAAAGAUGCACGAGAUGACAGGUUCCUUUAAAACUACACAAACAGACAUAAUGCCAAACACCUCCUCAGCAGAGAGACUGAUGCAUCUCCAAAAUAUGACGUUGAUUUAUACAACGCCUUCCAAGCACACAGAAGACAUAGAAUCUGGGGUGAGCACAGACCUGUUGGCAGAGAAAAAAACUGGGGAAAACGUGCAUUUUCUCAACACUGGACCAGAAGUCCUUGCCCAGGAUAUAGAGAGACAAUGUGAGACAGAGGGGGACACUCUGGCUGAGACAAGGGACAUGGAAAUUGAUAGGGAGUCAGGAAGUAAAAUGAGGGAGACGAUGACAGAGUCGACUAUGAAUUCAUUAAAAGGGACAUCAAGAGAUUCAGGUUUUGUGGAAACAGGAAAACAAGAGAUAAACCCAGAUCUUAAAAAUGAAGACAUUCUGCCAGGAACAUGGACACAGUUAACAGACGAGACAAAAAUGGAGGUGGGGACAUUUAAGGAUGUCCUGCAGGGCAGGGACCCUGUGAGACUGCCAGAGAGCUCAAAGGUGGUGUCCCAGAGAGACCAGGUAGAUGAAAUGUGCCUCGAUUCUUGGGAAGAUGCAGAGGAAUAUCCUUACGGAGACCUGCAAAGGAAGGAGCAUGCAAAAACGUGGGAAGAGAGGAGGCAAUUUUCAGAAGGCACCUUUCACGCAGAGACUGAGCCACAGGCGGUUACUGAAGCAAUGCCACAAAUGAGGCCCGGCUCUGCAGAGGAGCCCCGAAAGGGGGGAGCAGAGAUGCCGAUGGAUUUCCAGGCAAGGACGGGCCCACUGUCACCACCACAGCCGGAGCCAGAUAACGACACAGGAGGAGAAAAAAGCAUGCGUGAUCACGCAGGCAGCAGGGCAAAAACACGGCCCAAGUUAGCGAUGAAAGAAAAUACAGAAACUGAGCUAAAAAUACAGAUGAAUAACACAUGUGAGUUAAAAUCACAGACCGACUCACUGUCGUGGUCAAGAGCGGGGACAGUCACCGACACUGGGUUAAGCUUAAGCUUACAGAGGAUCGUGGGAACAGAUUUAAUGGCAGACAAAGAGAGAGGUUUGAGCUCAAAUACAGACAGGGGGAUGGUUGUAAAGGAACAGUGGAACACAGCAGGAGAAUUUGAUGCGCCAAUGGAGAAGGAUUUAGAGACAUGCAAAGAGUUAAAUGCACCAACAAAUGCGGAGGCUGGGCUGAAGGCACAGCCACCCCAAGAGUGGUCAAGUUACCAGGAACAGCUGAGCCUCCAGGGACAGUCAAACAUCUGCCCCCUACCACUAGGCCCUGAGGCUGGGCCGGAUAAUUUUACUGCCUUGGUGAUUUCACCUGCCCUCAGCCUGCCCCCUUACCAGGGGUCUGAGCAGCAGUCCUCUCGUGGUGGGGCAGAUGGCACCCGAAAUCUGAUAUCAGUGGCUGGAUCCCCACUCCGCAGUCAAGAUUCACCCCCUGGGUGGGGUGAAAAUGACAAAAAUGCACUGGAGACAUUUGCUGAGCUGGCGCCUGUUAACCGGAGCCUGUCCGGGGCUGGACAGGACCUGAGCUCUGGUGUGACAACAAGGAUGGGGGCCCACAUGGACCAAUGUCCACCUUGGGGCGAGGGAGGCAUGGGGGCACAGAGUGUCCUUGGAGAGGCUUUGAUGGCCGCUGCCGCUGCGUUGCCACUGACAACACCCACAGCGCCUGAACCGAGGGAAGGCGAGGGAGAGGCGGAGGAGAGAUGCGAUUCGUCCAAGGGAACGGCUACAGCAGCCAAUUCAGCAGCAGCAGCAGGGAGAGAGGAAUUAAUUUCGCCUCGGAACUCAGCAGCAGAAGCAUCUGAAAUCACUGCCGUCGGAUCUGUGACGCCGUCAUCAAUCCUGCCGGAGAUCAGCCACUCGUCUGCCCCGGCGGACGAGGCUGGUGAGCGUGACAGUGCACCAUUGCCGGGCAGCUGCAUUGAAAUGCCACACAGCUCAGCUGAGAGUGAGGGGGGGGAGGGAGGGGGCGGAGCUUCCAACAGCUCCCCAGGGAGCAGUGCUCACUCGCCGGUCGGGGAGGGGGGGAGGGAGAGGGACUCUCUCUGUCUGGAGGACCAGACUGACGUUUCGCUGCCUGGCCCACCACGAUGUGACUGCCAGGAAGCAAGAGGGAGAGAGAGAGGCGGCACAGAGUGGGAGGAGAGGGGAGGAGAACGCACUGCAUUCAGAGAGGCAGCGGGGCCUGGCAGCGGGGCAACGGGGACAGAGGAGCAGCCAGAACUCCUCGCCGGAGCACGUCACGCCGCCGGACCGCCCCCUGACGUCAGCGACUCCGCGCCGCAGCACGGCCGCCAGCUCGCCGGCUUGCCAGAGAGCGACUCUGCAGAAAGGACUUUGCGGCCGCCAGCUCUUUCAGAGACACAUUCUCCCCCUCCCCCGUGGCCCACCACCCAGAAAAGACCCACUGACCCCACAGAAGAAAGGAAGAGAGGGGACUUGCAUCCUGAAACGGACGGACAGCGAAAGAAGCCACCGAAGGAUUCUCCACAGCCUCCCGAAGCAGCUGUCAUCAAAGAGCAGGCUGUGGGGGUUCUGAUAGGGAGCAACUACACGGAGCUGGGAAGGACCUCGCAAGACUCGGCUCCAGAACCCCCCAUCCAGCCUGCCCUGCCAUCAAGGCCCUCGGCUGUCAGCCAGCUAUUUGAGCUCUGCAGCAUCUCAGAGGCGGAUGGACUAAGAAACAGCAACAGCCCAGAGAAAUCCAAGGAGGCUUUUUGCGUCAAGCAUCUUUGGCCGCAAGGUGAACUACCCACUGAGAGAGAGGGGCCCAGGGGGACCCCUGCAAAGCCAGGAACCAAUCACUCUGGGGUAAACUCACACUCCAUGAAGGACAGUACCGGAGGCCAGGCAGGCGCCAUGAGGGGCCCAGAGACCCACAGGGAACAGGGCUCGCCAAAGAGAGCACGUGAUGGCACGUCAACAGCCGUGGGCAGUUGUGCCUCCCUGCCUCCCCUGACUGUGCAAGAGAGCCUGCACCACCCAGUUGUGGAGAGCAGCUUCACCUUUCCGGAGUUCUUCAGCCUGAAGAAGCCAGAAACGCCACCUAUGCCAUAUACAGUGACAGAUCCACAAGCUGCUGGUCAGGCUGAGCCGAGGAAUGACAAAGCUCAUGCAGAGGUGGUAAAACCACUUCAAGCAGUAGCAGGUCCGCUAGCCUCUGUCAGCAAGCCUGAACUGGAACCUGUCCAGCAAAGCAGUGAAACAGCUAUGGUGAUGGUGGAACAGUUGCCAGUAGGAACAGGAACUGAAGGGGAGUCCAUACAAAAAGGCCUUGAAGCAGAGGUGGUGAAAACCGCAACAUGUAUAACUACAAUGCCAGAGCUGAGGGAACCUGACCAACUAAACCACAAGGCAGAUGCAGUGCUGGUGCAACCCCAGAUGCAGCCACCUACAGCAGCACAUCUACCAGACAUUGGCACUAAGCAUACAGAGGAGAACAGCCAGGUAGAAGGAACAGUAGGGGACAAGGACAAGACUAAGCAUGAUAUCGAGAAGGAUAUAUCUAUGGAGCAUGCAGAGCCAGAUCCAGACAAGCUGCUGUCAGAUGAAGCCAUUUCACUGAAUGCUGACAGCCAAAUGGUCUCAGGGAUUAUAAGACCUGUGGGAGAAGAAACAAAGAGUAGAGCCUUUGGUUUCUCAGUAACAGCUGAGUGUGAGGGAGUUGACCUUUCAGAGGCAAAGGAGGAGGAAGGUCAAAGGGCAAAGGUCAUGGAAACUGAAGGAACUGAGGAGGGAACAAAGACAGGUGGAGAAGAUUUUAAGGAGCAGGCUGUGUCAGCUGCUGUGGAGCAGCCACCGAAAAUAAUUGCAGGAAAUUUGAUAGACAGGGAGGAGGAGUUGACCAUCUCAGUGGGGGUGCCUGACACUUCCCAGGAGUCUGAGGGUUUCCCUGAGGGUUUCACUGAGGGUUUCACUUCUGCAGCAUCGUCAGAUACUGCACAGCCGAAGGAUGCUUCUCACUCCAAAAGUGAAUUAGAGAAGACCUCACUCACCCUUAAUGAAGACCAGAAUCUAGGCGUGAGCUCCUGCAACUUCCCUGAAACUCCAAAAGAACAGAAUCCAUUUCUGAUCCAAAACAGAUCCAUCGAACUCCAAGACUGCAGUGCUGAUCCUGCGACAUUCACAGAUUCAAUGGCAAAUGCAAUGGCUCCUGUCUUAAUGCAUCCACAGUCAGGCCACACAGGCACAGCUGAUGCCCUUACUUCAAUCACUGCUAGCUCACAUGGGUCUCUCCUCUGCCAUAGGGAGCUAACCAAUGAUUGGGAACCAAGAAUGAUUCUGCAGACUGGAAAUGAACACGAGAGGACAAGACAGGAAGAAAUGGGUUUUUCAUCAGAUAUAGCCAAUGAGAAGAGUGGGUCUCGGGGGGUUUCUGGUCUUCAAGAAACAGAUGUCAAUAUCCCCAUUACUGUCUCCCAUGGUGACCUAGCAACCAACGAUGAACAUAGAGAUACAGUUUCAUUCCCUACUCAAACAGCAGCAACAGAGAUGGAUAUCAGUCUACCUGCAGCUACAGUUCCCUCUACAGACCACCCUAACAUAGUUUUAGAAAAGGAUCAGGUCGGGAAGGAGAUCUGCUCUGCUGCUCCCACGCUGAAUUAUGUCAACUUAGACAAGGUGGAAGAUGGGAAAAAGAACAGAACCUUAAAAGGAAGGGAGAAGGAACAACAGAUAAUUGGUGGCAAGGAAUCCACUGUAGAGAUGCAUCAAAGUUCAGUGGCUCCUCUCACAUGUCCUCAUACAACAGAACAAGGAGACACUCGGGUGAAGGGAGUGGAAAAUGAUGGCUGCCUAAAUGCUGAGGUUAAUGAUGGCAAUGCGGCAAACAAAGCAAUCUGUGAUACAGGGAGUGUGGCACAAGCAGGCACCGAGGCAAGUGAGUUAUUCAUCCAUGGCUCCGCAAAUCCUCCCAUGGACUUGGCAGCGGAUGCCGCCCCUUCACCUUCCUGUUCAGAGCCUAUAUUAUCUGAAUCUCUUUUAACGAUUGCGUCCAAUCUUGCUACACUGGACACAAAGACUGCGUCUCAUCAAAUGGGAGCCGAAGUAGAAUCUAAGUGUAUGGCAGCCCAGCCCUCUGAAUCCAGCACCGAAAAUGCUGCUUUAUUAGAAUCACAUAACACUGUACCAGCCUCCAAAGAAGCUUCUGAAAUCCAUCAUGCCGUGGAGUCUGAGCUGACGCUAGAUGACGAAGCCAAAGUGCUCCCCACGGAGUCUGAACCCAUCGAAACUGGGCAGGUCUCACCAGCCAAGCCUCUCCAUCAGGCUAAAAUGCUUGAUUCUCUGCCAUCAAAUGCUGAAAAAAUUAAUAGCGCUUCUGACCUUAAAGCAGAACCUAUAAAUGCUCAGCCUGAACGCAGUGGUAUGCUAUGCCGCCGCAGUGCUGAACACAAACCCCCAAUCACUGGCCUUGAUUUUACGUCUGUAGGAUACCCAUAUGUAACCCCCGGUAACCAAACAGAGGAAGACAGGGAGGAAGAUUACAGAGGAAAAGAUUACAGACAGCGAGAGACAGAAGUGCUGCCGAGAGAAAUGCUUAUAGAUGAAACACCCGUGCAGAUGAAACAGGAAGAAACAAGCAGACAGGAGAAAUAUGAAGACAGCCCUGAUCCUGGAUUAGUCUCGGCUAGCAUGGAGCUGUCUGAAGACCCAUUAAAUCGGAAUGUAGGAUUAAGCGGGGGACUACAUCUGUCUACGGAUCAGAACCAAUCCGUCCCGGUAACAGAGGCAGAAACGCCCUCAAGCCAUGUCGGUGACUACGCAUGGACAGGAAACUCAGCUAUGAGCCAAUCCAAUCUGGGUCCCAUCCCAAAAAUCUCCCAGCAUCCGCAGCAGCAGGAGGCAAGCGGUGGCGGAGAUUCACAAGAGCGUGACGCACCCUCGGCCGACGAUUGGCAAGGUGUGCCAAGCUUCCACGAUGAGGAGGAGCAGUUCAGGAAUGCAGCAACCCUGCAAUGUGCUGAGGUUGGCACUGCCAGGGAGGAGAUUCCACAGAGGGCUAUCGAGGCCCCACUAGGUGGCGCUCAAUCCUGCCCCUCAGUCUCAGACGUAGCCGAUAAAUUUGGAAGUGGUGCCAAAGAGAGCACCACCACAGAUGCAUCAGAUAUGGUCUCUGCUGGUUCCACUCAGGUUAUAGUGAGCAAGAAUGGGCCAGAGCAAAGUCCAGGGCUGGAUUUUUCAAUCGCAACCGGUUCUGUUCCAAAGUCAGGUGACCAGGACAAAAAUGAUCAAGACACACUGACACCAGGCUGUAAAGAAAAAGAAACUAUAUGUGACAUGAAAGUAGACACUGUGGCCGUUGUACCUACAACAUCUCAGCAGAGGGAUGCCAUAGCCCAUGACCAUGACAUUGCAGCUGCAAAUCAGAUCCCCCUUCAGUGCUCUCCUGCGACAUCUUCUCUCUUGGACAACGUAGCGACGAGUCUGUUUCAAGACCCUGUGGUGCCUACUACACAUUUCGCUGCUUCUCUUGCCUGUUCAGAUCAUUUAAUGCGGGAACAACAAGUUUCUGCAAGUUUCGACAUUCAUAGUGCGGCUCAGACAUGCCACGGACCCCAGGCAGAUGUGGAGCAGUGGCCUACAAUCCCACCGUUAACAGACAAGCCUGCCAGCCAGCCCACCUUGAGCAUAUUUCCAACCUGUGACUCGUGCGACCCACAACACCUGGUGUGUGGACCCACUGCUGAGGGUGAAGUGGACAGCCCUUUAUCCACAGCAGCAACCAGGGAAAGUGUGGAGCUGGAGCAGCCAGAAAAUACCACCACAGGGUGGCAGAGUUUAGCCUCGGAAUCAUCUGCGGACAGCCAUCUGUUCAGUCAGGCCAACAGUUCCGCAGAGAGUAACAAAGUGGUUCCCCAAUCAAUCCAGGAAGCAUACAUAAGUUAUGAGCAAGCUCUUGUUGUUACUAAGGAAGGACAACACAGAGUGGCCCGGGCCACUCCCACCGUGUCCCUUGAAUGUGGAUCCUUUUCAGAUUUUAAAGAUCAAAGCAAAGGAUCAAAAGGUGUGAGAGACAGCAAUGAGGUUGUACAGGACACUGAUACUGACACCCAGGGACAGCUUACUUCCGGGCAUCUCAGUGAGAAAAAUAAAGGAUUAUUGAAGGAAAAGGAGUUCGGAGUCCCUGUUGGAGCUGAAGAACACUCACUGUCAGCAAGCCCUCAAAGGAGUGUAGCGCUCAACAAGAUCCCUGCUUCCAGAGAAGAGGAGGAUCUUCUGUUUGAUGGGAUGCGGGUAGAGGAGGAGCACGACUUUGGCACGGUUCCCACAGGGACACUGGCUGGGGAUCUGCACCCAAGUGACACACCGACGUCACUACAGGCACAUUGCCCCCCGCUUGCAACGGACUCCCCUCCAGAGCCCAUUGUUGCAGACUGCGACAGUGUCCACGCUGACCCAGACGCAGCUCAUCUCACUGCUCACAGCUCAGGUAGACAGUCUGUGUGCCAAGACAAAGACUUAGAUGGAGGUUUAGGGACCGAGGCAGAGCGUCAGAGCAAAGACUCUGCUGGAGGCUUAGGGACUGAGGCAGUGUGUCAGAGCAAAGACUCUGCUGGAGGCUUAGGGACCGAGGCAGAGUGUCAGAGCAAAGACUCUGGAGUGACCUCAGAGGAUACAGGCUGGCUGAUAAGAUCCCUGCGAGAAGCAGCCACUCUCUCUCAAACGGAGCAAACACGCAGCCGCACUGAAGAAGUCUCCCACAACAGCCCCAUCCAACAUCUGACUUCACCCCAAGCCAGCGUAGAAUUCUGUGAGGCCGACGAGGAAACAGCGCCCCCAGAAGGCACGAAGGAAGACCAGCCUGAUCUCAGGUGCUCCCUGAUUGGGCAGACUGAAGCAAGAGGCUCCACCCCCAACUUGCCCGAGUCCUUUGAGAAACAAGCUCUCCAGCCACACCUACCCAUCUACCUUCUUGAGGAGAGUGCUGAUUUCCCCACCCCUCCUCCCACGCCCCCUGAGAGGUGCACUCCCGCUCUUCCACACAGUGAGCUCCCAGCACCUCGGACCCCCCCGCCAGCAACCCCAGUUCCUGAUCUCCCCACACCUGCCCCAGUGCGGGUAGAGUGCCCCACAGUUUGCCCACAGGACUUUGGGCUCAGGAGCUCCGACUCGGACGGCGCUUUUGAGACCCCCGAAUCGACCACCCCGGUGAAGGCCGCCACGCCCCCACUGCCCCAAGCGGAGCCAGACGCACCUACUCAGCAGCCGUCCUCCCAGGACACGGGGUUCUGUUCCGACUCCACACAAGUGUCAGAGUCAGUGUCCCUGAGUGAGCCGCUUUCAGAACCUCCGGUCUUCCAGCCCCCCUGCCGCUCAAACUCGGUCGUCUUUGACGAGGACAAGCCCAUUGCCAGCAGCGGUGCCUACAACCUUGACCUGCUUGCCUCCGACCCUUUCCCUGAUUCUGCUUUUGCACCUGGGCUGGCCAAAGAUGACGGUGCCGGAAGGCGCCGGUCCACAGACUGCGUGCCCCAGGCCCGCUGUCCACUAACCCGCUCCCUCAGCCUCCAGGCAGGGGAAUUAGAAAAUCCAGAAGAGGGGUCCGACACGGGCGUCCCAGGAACGUUGGCCCAACCGAGGGCUGAGGCCUUCAACGUCGGCACAGAGAGCGCUCCGGGGACGCUCCGCAAGAACAAGAAGUCCAGGUCGGCCUCCUUCAAGAAGAAGCCUCUCUCCAGGCAGAGCUCCAAUACUGCCAGCUCCACUGAAGGCGCAGCUGUCAGCUCCACCCCAGAGGCCAAGAAAAAGGCCAAGACCAGGCCAGAGAGCCCUUUACUGCCCAAGGAGGAGCAGGAGGAGGAGGGAACCUCAGCCAUUACAAGCCCUGGUGGAACGUUAAGAAAGAACAAGCUUAUAGCAGAAAGCCCAGUUCCUAAAGCCGAGGAAUCAGAACCAAACAAACUAGCCCCUACUUCCCCUGUUCACCCCCCUACUUCUACAUUCCCCCCGGUCCCAGACGAAGAUUCUCCCAUUCUCACAAAGGCAUCCUACAACUGGGACCCGGACAAUUUUGAAGGAAUAGACCCAUUCCAUUCCGGCGGUAGUAAGAUUGCCAACUCCCCAGUGUUGAGUAGGAAAGGGGUAUCGUUUACAUCUGCUGUUGAUCCUCCACUUGUGCCCGAGGACCCAGUUCCCCUGCCCCUCCCCUCGCCCCCGGUGCCCACCCUCACUACCAUUGCCAGCCUCACUACCAGCAUCCCUGACGACGAGCAGCCCCUGAACAAGCGCCAGUCGGUCCGGCUGGAGUUUGACUACUCGGAGGAGAGCGGGGAAUCUCCUCGAGACUCCACACCCCCACCGAAGAAGCUGGGCAAGAAACCAGGAGCCAAGAUGCCCCUCCGGAAGCCAAAGUUGGGGACGCGGAAGCCCCCACCCCCUGAGGAGCCUCUUGACAAUACACCCGCCCAACCACUAGCCAACAACGAAGACAUGCCAAUCCCUAAGACCACGUAUAAUUUCGACCCCAGCAAGUGGGAUGACCCCAACUUCAACCCCUUUUCUUCCAGUACUGCGAUACCCAGCUCACCACAGCUCUCUCACACCAGCUACAACUUUGACCCGGACACCUUUGAUGACUCCAUAAACCCAUUCAGAUGCUCCAGUAAGAUAGGGAACUCUCCGCCUAAGACAUCACCAGCCUCCUUUGAGGUUCCUGCCAACGACAAUGACAAUGACAGUAUCAGAGAGCUUGAGGAUCCCAACCAGAAUAAGCCAGCAAAGAAAAAGAAGGCGCCUUUGAAAUCUAACACAUUUAGGGUGAAGAAGUCUCCUAAGAGGUCUUCCCUAUCGGAGACAUCAUCCCAGGAGCCCACCCCCCGUGCCACUCCUGACACACCGCCCGUUGUCCCGCAGGACGAACACGCCACUGAUGAGGAGAAGCUCGCUUCCUCCUCCAAUCAGAAGUGGGCCGCUCUGCAAGGAGUGGAGGCGGAGCUGAACUCUGACCCUCGGGAUUUCCCCCAGCCCUCUGACCUCACUGACUUCGAGAGCAGCCUGUCUUCGCAGACCCAUGACUAUGAGAUUGAGUACAUGGAGAAGAUUGGAUCUUCCACUCCAGCCACCUCUGGGAAGAAGCCGUCUCUUUACCUGAAGCUGGACUCUGUGACAGACAGCCCUACUAAGGGCUCCCGCUCAAGGAACUCUGAACCCAGCUCCCCCUGCACAGGGAGCUUCGAGGAGAUGGAGGCGCAGAUCGCCGGGGGCGCCAAGUCACCUGUGCUGCACCCCCCCCGGGGAGCCCCGGAGUCAGAGAAGAGCCGGAAGCGAGAGAGUGACUCGCUAAUCCGCUGCCCGGGCGGCGAGCGGGACGGAGUGACCCUUCCCCAGGACCCUGAGGACCCCACCAACGCCUUGCUGUUAGACAGACUGGUGGAGUCUGGGGGCCCUCUUCACUACCUGGAGCCUGACCUCGCUGAGACCAACCCCACCGCAUUCGCUCAGAAGCUACAGGAGGAGCUGGUGCUCGCUGCUCUGAGGAUAGAGGCUUUGCAGGUAGCCCACAAAAUCUCCCAGACCACCCUGCCCACUGUAACCCCGGAGCACCAGAGGGAGGCUUUGUCCCAAGUGGAAAGCGCUGUAACCAAGAGCACCCUGUAUUCCCACACGGGGUACAGCGAAGAGGACGGGAACCCGUACAUGCCGCGGGAACUUGACCACUCCCUGGGGAUCGCACGUGAGGAGAUUGUUGCCAAGGAGAAGGAGGCAGCUGAGUGGCAGAGGAAGUACGAGGAGAGCAGACAGGAAGUUGUGGAAAUGAGGAGGAUAGUAACAGAGUAUGAAAAGACAAUAGCACAGAUGAUCGAGGAUGGGCAACGGGACAAGUCGCUGUCCCAUCACACCAUCCAGCAGCUGAUUGUGGAAAAGGACCAGGCUCUUGCAGACCUCAACUCUGUGGAGAAGUCCCUAGCUGACCUGUUCCGCCGCUACGAGAAGAUGAAGGAUGUGCUGGAAGGCUUCCGCAAGAACGAGGAGGUUCUGAAGAAGUGUGCUCAGGAGUACCUGUCUCGAGUCCGGAAGGAGGAGCAGCGCUACCAGGCCCUAAAGAUCCAUGCUGAAGAGAAGCUGGACAAGGCGAAUGCUGACAUUGCACAGGUGAGAGCCAAGGCCAAGCAGGAGCAGGCGGCCUACCAGGCGAGCCUCCGCAAGGAGCAGAUGAAGGUGGAGUCCCUGGAACGUACACUGGAGCAGAAGAACAAAGAGAUCGAGGAGCUGACCAAGAUCUGUGACGAGCUCAUCUCCAAGAUGGGGAAGAGCUAACGGCGCAUCUAUGCUCCGUCAUCCUCCAUCUAUCUGCUCCGGGCUGGAGAUGGAGAGAGAGAUGGAAAAAGAGAGAACUGUGUCAGCUAGCCACGGUCACGUGCACACAACGCGGCAAAGAGCUUGGAGGCCCCCCUCCUCCGCGGGCCCCUACAUCACUGUAUCUCCUUCACGGCCACAACUGUGCCUCUGACGACUCGAAGAGGACGACUGGCUUCAUAACACUUUUGUGCUUUGUGAUGUUUUACAAUUAUACACAUAUAUAUAUAUAUAUCAAGUUUCCUGUAUCAGGGGUCUUGUGAACACGGACUCUCGAGGUCUUUGGCGAGAAGGGGAGGAGAGUGGAAGGAGAAGGUGGACGAUAACCGGACGCAUCAGACUGGCGAAACGAAACCUUCAAAAGGGGCAUAAAUGCAACAGUGGGUCAUUAAUGAAAUGAAAAAGCAAGUAGUCUCACAAAUCAAUACAAUUAAUCAUUGAGGUGGUAAUAUUAAUAUUGGCCAUAAUGUUCCUUGCAUGUAACAGGUUAAAGAUCCUUUUCUUGUUGUAAAUAUGUGGGCUGAAUAUAGAGCACAUCCGCGGUUUUUGAUACAAUAAUCUGCCAGUGCCACCCGCUUUCCUCGUGAAACAUUGUAGAUACCUUGUGUGUUUGUUUGAAGCUUCCUUGGGGAGGGAGAGAUGGUUUGGGGGGGGGGGGUAUCGGUAUUUUGUCUCACUUGAAUGGUACGUCCUCCAGUUACUGUGCUGAUGAUGAUGGAAUUUAUUUAAUUUGGGCCGGAUGUGUCGAUACCCUGCUACGGUCGAUGUACCACGAGGUGGGGGUGUAACCUGGGGGGGGAGGGGGUACCCCUCACGGAUACUCAGCGCCCACUCAGAAGUGCAAUAAAGGAUGGCAAUAAA
Brienomyrus brachyistius is the source of this 13257-nucleotide messenger RNA. It is a transcript of the gene tacc2, whose product is annotated as transforming, acidic coiled-coil containing protein 2. The coding region runs from base 250 to 12357 and encodes 4035 amino acids. Gene Ontology annotation, cellular component: cytoplasm. Gene Ontology annotation, biological process: cerebral cortex development; cell population proliferation; mitotic spindle organization. NCBI's taxonomy places the organism in Eukaryota, Metazoa, Chordata, Actinopteri, Osteoglossiformes, Mormyridae. The transcript is spliced from 24 exons. The record is from RefSeq and is a predicted model, not a curated record.